Neofelis nebulosa (Clouded leopard) is the source of this 5113-nucleotide messenger RNA. RefSeq names its product cereblon (gene CRBN). The record is from RefSeq and is a predicted model, not a curated record. Gene Ontology annotation, cellular component: Cul4A-RING E3 ubiquitin ligase complex. NCBI's taxonomy places the organism in Eukaryota, Metazoa, Chordata, Mammalia, Carnivora, Felidae. Gene Ontology annotation, biological process: protein ubiquitination. The transcript is spliced from 12 exons. Bases 1064 to 2326 code for a protein of 420 amino acids.
GGAGGGGAUAUGGGGACCUGGUCAGGUUAGUAACCGUUACUUUUUCUGGACUUGUUCCGUUCAGUAAGAGUGACAGUUAACAGAUGUUAAGCGUUUAACGUGUCACGGGCCCUGCGGUAAGCGUUUUGCGUUCAUUUCUCUGUUUAAUUCUCCCCACAUAACUUUUCUGAUUCCGGUUUGGUAAGUGAGAAAUGGAUGAGCAGUUUAGUUCAGUGACUUGCCCAAGGUGACACAGUAGCAACCCCAGGACUGCAGUUUGAGUCUUUUUGUCAGCAUAGCCAAUGUCGCUUACCCACUUCACUGACAAGACAGUACUAGCAUGUUUUUCUCAAGCAUGUAUUUCAUAUACUUGAUUAGAGAGACUUAUAAGUGUGAUGUUAAAUUCAAUUUUCUUUUUCCUUUGUUUCGUGAAAAUUUGGACCUUGGCUUUAUAUUGGAAUCCUGGGCAGAAAAAAAUGCAUGGAAUAAUUGUACAGAUUUAUCAUGGAAGGCUGUAGAGGAUAUGCUUUCCAAGAGGUUAUCCGACAAACUGGGGCUGUUAGCUGAGUUCCUUCCCUGUGUGCCAGUUAGGUGUUGUGGACCUGAGAAGAGGUAUGAUACACAGUCUGGAACUUGAGGAGGUUUAUAAUCUGUAUGAGGCAGAAGUUUAGGGCCAGAUAAGUUGAUGCUCGUAUUGUCCUUCAGAGAGAUUCGGGUAAAGCAUUGUGAGAUGGGUCUGGAGACAUCCAAAAGCACAUAGUUAGGAUGGGGUUGUGGAAGAGAAGGCCUAGGGGGUAGGUUGUGUUUCAGUUCUGGGGGAGCUUGUGUCUCUUGCCAGUGGGGUUGGGGCUUUUUUUCUGUGGGUUGCCAAGAAUCAAUUGUGGGUUAUAGGGAGUUGCCCAAGGAAAGCUUUGCUUGGAGGAUUAAUUUGUCCACUGGGAGUUGUGUGGAUUGGGGAAGACUGAUUGCAUGCCCACCGUGUAGGAGGGACCUUUUAUAUAAAAAUAAACCACAGUGGUGGUUCCUGAAGCCAACCUAGCUGAACUGACAUAAAGCAGAGAGUGAGGAAGAAGAUGAAAUUGAAAUGGAAGUUGAAGACCAGGAUAGCAAAGAAGCCAAAAAACCAAACGUCAUAAAUUUUGACACCAGUCUGCCAACAUCACAUACAUAUCUGGGCUCUGAUAUGGAAGAAUUUCACGGCAGGACUCUGCAUGAUGACGACAGCUGCCAGGUUAUUCCAGUUCUGCCACAGGUGAUGAUGAUCCUGAUUCCUGGGCAGACCUUACCUCUUCAGCUCUUUCGUCCUCAGGAAGUCAGCAUGGUGCGGAAUUUAAUUCAGAAAGACAGAACCUUUGCGGUUCUUGCAUACAGUAAUGUACAGGAGAGGGAAGCACAGUUUGGAACAACAGCAGAGAUAUAUGCCUAUCGAGAAGAACAGGAUUUUGGAAUUGAGAUAGUGAAAGUGAAAGCAAUUGGACGACAAAGGUUCAAAGUUCUUGAGCUAAGAACACAGUCAGAUGGAAUCCAGCAAGCUAAAGUGCAAAUUCUUCCCGAGUGUGUGUUGCCUUCAACCAUGUCUGCAGUUCAGUUAGAAUCCCUCAAUAAAUGCCAGAUAUUUCCUUCAAAACCUGUCUCAUGGGAAGACCAGUAUUCAUAUAAAUGGUGGCAGAAAUACCAGAAGAGAAAGUUUCAUUGUGCAAAUUUGACUUCAUGGCCUCGCUGGCUGUAUUCCUUAUAUGAUGCUGAAACUUUAAUGGAUAGAAUUAAGAAACAGCUCCGUGAAUGGGACGAAAAUCUAAAAGAUGAUUCUCUUCCUUCAAAUCCAAUAGAUUUUUCUUACAGAGUAGCUGCUUGUCUUCCUAUCGAUGAUGUGUUAAGGAUUCAGCUCCUUAAAAUUGGUAGUGCCAUCCAACGACUCCGCUGUGAACUAGAUAUUAUGAAUAAAUGUACAUCUCUUUGCUGUAAACAAUGUCAAGAAACAGAAAUAACAACCAAAAAUGAAAUAUUCAGUUUAUCGUUAUGUGGGCCGAUGGCAGCUUACGUGAAUCCUCAUGGAUACGUGCAUGAGACGCUUACUGUGUAUAAGGCUUGCAACUUGAAUCUGAUAGGUCGACCUUCUACAGAGCACAGCUGGUUUCCUGGGUACGCCUGGACUAUCGCCCAGUGUAGGAUCUGUGCAAGCCAUAUUGGAUGGAAAUUUACAGCCACCAAAAAAGACAUGUCACCUCAGAAGUUUUGGGGUUUGACUCGAUCUGCUCUGUUGCCCACAAUCCCAGACACUGAAGAUGAGAUAAGUCCAGACAAAAAUUGUGAGGUGUUCUUACACCUAUUUCUCUUUGGGUACUGAUGCUGAAACUGUAUGUUCAUGCAUAAAACUAUGGAACUGUCAAACAACAUUAGUCUACCACACCAGGUAUGAUAAUGUUACAACGAAGAAUCCGCCAAGAAAAAAAGUGCACAUGAUGUUAUAUCUGCUCCUAUCUGUGUUCUAGAAAAGCCAUAUGAACGCUGGAAUUACUGUAAGGAACUCAGUAGAGGAAACCCAGAGUGGACAAGACAAAGUCUACUAUAAUUACAUAAUGACUAAAGGACAUCAUAUGGUACCUAGUGAGAAUGACAUCCAGGAAAUGGCCAUAUAUGACCCCCUAAGCCUUGGUUUUGACACGAGCUGGCCUGGCACCCACAACUGGGCCCCAGCGCUCUCCUGCUGAACAUCAUCUCAGAGAACAUCCACAUCAGACAAGUCCACUCGGUGACCAUGAUGAAUCAGUUAAGACAAGACAACUAGUACUCAUGUCUGAACACAGAAGAGACACAAACACUGUCAGAGGCACCACCUUAUGACAAUUAAUACAUGGGACUGCUCCUUAUUUACCCAUCGGUUAACAGAGCAGAGUGCUGGGUUCUCGUCUCCUAGGUAAGAAUUAAGACACGCAUCAGAUUUAUCCUUGCUGCCUGAUACCACCUAACCCACAGCAAAGCCCCACUUCUUAACACCCGCCCCAAAACACGAUACAAGCACAAAUCCUACAAGAAGUUCUUUCUAAAAACCUUUUGCUGAGAUACUCCAAGGUUCUCCUUGGUUGGUGUUCUCCCUCACUGCAGUAACAACGCACCUGGUGUGUUCCUUGUGGUCUCUGGCUGGUGGGCACUCUCACCUAUUUAGCACUGAGGGAAAUCCAUCAGAGUUGUGGCAUCCCUAAUCACAACCCGAUACGUUAACCUCCACCCCUACCCCUCAUCUGGUCUUGCUCCUCCUCCUCCUCUACCUAUUCUUCCUAAACCUUCCAGCCCCACUCUCUGCAGACUAUCUAAAACAAUCUGCUACAAAGCAACAAAUGCUCCCACCCUCUGCCUCCUGGCCUUACCUUAAAAGCUCUCCCAGAGCUAAGUCCUUCCCAGGAGUAUGUGUUCUUCUUUCACUCCAUAUUUAUCAAGUCCCAUUAUCUGUCGCUAUUAAGGGUUCCUUUAAUAUGGGGUUCAUGGCCCCUAACUAUGUUACUCCAGUUUUCAUGAGAUUUAUAGAGGUCCAGGACCCAAAAAGUGAAGGACUGCCAAACUAUUUCUGGACACUACCCUCAUUUCUCCCUAGUUCACAGUCUCUUUAUCUCCUUCCUGAACAAGAGGGCUACACCAGCCCCCUUAAACCCAGCUUCCACAGUCCAGACAUAGGGCUCUAAAUUAUCAACGUGAUUAAGCUAUGUCACUGUUCCUCUGACUACUCCCAGCGCAAGAUCCAUAUUUCGUCAGUACAUUAUACAAGGGCCUCCUGACCCAUUUCUGUCUCAUCUCUCACUAAUCUCUGCAUCACACUUUACAUUCACCAAACUCUCCUGGUAGUUUCCAUCUAACUGCUCGUACUGGUCACUUCACCCAAACACCUUCCCCACUUACUGAUCUAGCUGAGCAGCUGGCCAUGAAAUGUCUUGGUGCGCAACCCACACCAAGAAAGGCAUUUUGCAUGGCAGUCACUUGUACUUAAAACGAAGUUUCACAAAAUACACACCACACAAUCUCAUCUACUGUAUCCUCUUUCCCUGUAUUUUAAUGCUGGUCAUGACCACUAAAUCGAUUUUAUGGUUCACUAAUGGGCACCACCCAGAGUGGGAAAAAACACUGAUCUAUCUCAUCCUUAUCCUUACUCAUCUUUUUUGAUUCAGUUUAGAAAGCCUCUCCUGAUGGCAGAGUUGACUGAAUUUCUUCUAAGCUAUCACAGUAACCUAGUUUUAUGUGUACUAAUUAUACUAAAAUUUCCUGUUCAUUCUCAGGGUAGAAAACCUAUCUUACUCAUCUUUACACCAACAUGGCUCACCAGAGAACUUAAUUGUGAUAUCCUAGAUUCAAAAAAAUUAAAAAAAAAAAAAACUAGAGUGGCCUCGUUGAAAUGUGCAUUGUUUACAGGUUUCUUCCUUCAAAUUAACACAGUAAGAAACCAUUUUGAAAUCCAAAAAAUGAGCAAGUUUUACUUUAAUUUGAACCUACUUUAACAGGAUGAAGAAGGUCAAGCCUGAAUACAAGAUAACCUCUGUUAUAAGAUUUUCAUGCUGGCUCACUAAAAUAAAAUUUUAAGUUCAAAGUCACCUAAUAAAUUAACUGCAUUAUAGAAAGAGAUCCAGAAUUGAAAAUAAUCUGGUCAUCAUUUUGAUUAGCCGUAUGGAAAUAGAUAACUAUCUCCAAAAAACUCACGAUUCUAACAUUAUGAUACAAUUGAGAAAGGCAUAUAAAGGCAUAUGUAUAUGCUUGUGUGGAACAGUCAUAAAAACUGUAAGAAACCAAUGAUUUUAUACGGACCUAAGAGUACGGAUUAUCAGGCUUAGACACUCCUUUUUCCCUCAAUUACUGUUGCAUUCAAUCUUAGAGAAAUCCACAUUCCAACAAAUUUUAUAAACUACAUACUCAGUGAAAUACCUAAUGCAACUGAAUUUAAUUGUAAAUUUAAGCCUGAGACUCAAGAAAUGCAUAAUUUCAUCAUUCCAAAGCUAUUAAUUUGCUUCAACUGCCACAUCUGAUAAUAAACGAUUUUUAAUUAUGGCUAGCAAUACAAAAGACCAUGGGACAUCAUGUGUCAGAAAACUUCUAUGUGUCUGUAUUUUAAUUUUAUGUUAACUUUCAAAGUUUUAACUUCUGUGCUUUA